AUGACCUUAAAUCUUUGUGUACUGACCCCUAAUAGAAUUGUUUGGGAUGCAGAAGUGAAAGAAAUAAUUCUAUCUACUAAUAGUGGUCAAAUUGGCGUAUUACCCAAUCAUGCCCCUAUUGCGACAGCUGUAGAUAUAGGUAUUUUAAGAAUACGUCUUAAUGACCAAUGGUUAACAAUGGCUCUGAUGGGCGGUUUUGCUAGAAUAGGCAAUAAUGACAUAACCAUUUUAGUAAAUGAUGCGGAGAAGGGUAGUGACAUUGAUGCACAAGAAGCUCAGGAAACUCUUGAAAUAGCGGAAGCUAAUUUGAAAAAGGCUGAAGGAAAGAGACAAAUAAUUGAAGCAAAUCUAGCGCUCCGCCGAGCUAGGACACGAGUAGAGGCUCUCAAUGUGGUUUGA
Messenger RNA from Oldenlandia corymbosa var. corymbosa, 399 nucleotides. Lineage: Eukaryota; Viridiplantae; Streptophyta; Magnoliopsida; Gentianales; Rubiaceae. The record is from the annotation of a GenBank genome assembly.